This is a messenger RNA of Alternaria burnsii, 1896 nucleotides long. RefSeq names its product glycerol-3-phosphate dehydrogenase. Gene Ontology annotation, molecular function: glycerol-3-phosphate dehydrogenase [NAD(P)+] activity; NAD binding. Lineage: Eukaryota; Fungi; Ascomycota; Dothideomycetes; Pleosporales; Pleosporaceae. The annotation marks the transcript as partial. Gene Ontology annotation, cellular component: glycerol-3-phosphate dehydrogenase (FAD) complex; cytosol; nucleus. The transcript has 4 exons. The record is from RefSeq and is a predicted model, not a curated record. Gene Ontology annotation, biological process: glycerol-3-phosphate catabolic process; carbohydrate metabolic process.
GCAUUGAUAUUCUCUGCCCCAUCCGCAACAAUGCUCUACUCUUCCAUCUUCGUCGCCGCCUCGGCUCUCGCCGGCUUCGCCUCUGCGCAAAACGCCACGGGCACCUACGACACGCCCAUUCCAUGCUGCAGUGUCGCCGCCAGCUCUGUGCCCCAGGAUGACAAGCAGACAUGGUGCAACGCCAACCAGAACACCUGCGUUGAGCUCUGCGGUGGCCAGGGACAGCUUGCCAGCAACGGCAACCAGUGUGAUCCGCAAACACUUGACUUUUCUUGCGACUGCCGAAACGGUACCGAUGUGAGCGACCAGAUGGACGCCUACCAACAGACCGUUCCCGGUCUCAUGUGCCGCUACUGGUACGACCAGUGUAUUGCCGCCACCGGCUCCGAUGCUGCUGCUCAGUUCCAGUGCAACCAGGCCCGUGACAACGAGUGCGGUAACCUAACUACCCAGGACGCCACCGAUUCCGGUAACUCUGCCUCUGCUUCCGGUAGCGACAGCAGCCCAUCUGCUACCAGCAGCGGUUCCCCCGACAGUACCAGCGAGGCUUCCGCAAGCGCUGGCUCCUCUACCCCUACCGGUGCUGCCGGUCGCAUUGCUAUGUAUGGCACCCCCGCCCUCGCUGGUGGUCUUUUCGCGCUUUUCGGCUUCGCCUUUGCUGGACGCAAGCACAAGGUGACCAUAGUUGGCUCCGGCAACUGGGGCACCACAAUGGCCAAACUAGUCGCCGAGAACGUCAAGGAGAACCCAUCCCUGUUUGAGGAGACUGUGCAGAUGUGGGUGUUUGAGGAGGAGUACACCAUCCCGAAAGAUUCGCCUCACUACAGCGGCUCCGACAAGCCUGAGAAGCUGUCGCAACUCAUCAACAGGGUUCAUGAGAAUGUCAAAUACCUCCCGAACAUCACGCUUCCUUCGAACGUGGUCGCCAACCCCGACCUACCCGAUUCCUGCAAAGACUCUACGAUGCUCAUCUUCGUACUCCCGCAUCAAUUCAUUGCGCGGUCGAGCCAGCAGCUGGUCGGCAAGAUUCUCCCUUACGCACGAGCUAUCUGCUGCACAAAGGGUGUGGACGUCAGUGAGAAGGGCAUCAGGCUCAUGUCAGAGACAAUUGGCAUGACUCUCAACAUCUACUGUGGUGCUUUAUCAGGAGCGAACAUUGCUUCUGAGAUCGCUCAAGAGAAGUACUCGGAGACGACUGUAGCAUACGACCCGCCACCGAUGGACUCGCGCAAUCCUACCCCCAGCGGUUCGCCCAAUGCCUCACAGACUGAUCUUACUGCUCACGUGGACCUUAUCGAUCCGAGCAAAAAGAAACCCAGCAAGCGCUCAGCGCAUUUGACUGCUCUCCCCAACGAGUACCCACCUCUGUCGCACGAGAACGUCAGGAGGCUCUUCCACCGUCCCUACUUUCAUGUACAUAUCGUCAACGACGUCGCUGGUGUAUCACUGGGCGGAGCGCUGAAGAACAUCAUCGCGCUUGCAGCAGGCUUUGUGGAUGGUCUGGGCUGGGGAGACAACGCCAAGGCAGCUGUAAUGCGUGUUGGUAUCUUGGAGAUGGUCAAGUUCGGCAAGGCUUUCUUCGGGGACAGUGCUCGCACAAGCACCUUUACUGAAGAAAGCUGUGGUGUCGCCGAUGUCAUCACUUCGUGCUCGGGUGGUCGCAACUUCCGCUGUGCAAAGAUGUCUGUCGCCCGGGGCAAGACCAUCUAUGAGAUCGAGCAGUCUGAGCUCAAUGGCCAGAAGCUCCAGGGUACCAGCACUGCCUACGAGGUCAACGAGUUCUUGAAGGCAGAGGGAAUGGAGGCCGACUUCCCGCUCUUCACCGCUGUCUACAACAUUCUGGAAGGCAAGAACAAGCCCGAAGACAUUCCCCAGCUUAUUGAAAAGAAGCCAUGA